UUUUCUACAUGGAAACAUUUCAUGCGACACAGAAAUCUACCUCGAUAUAUAAAGUUUAGGGAUUUUUGAAUUCCUAUCUUCGACGAGAAUAUAGGGAAUACUUAGACAAGAGAUUUUCGAACUUGGAUACUGGUAGCUCUGCUUCGUAGCUUUGAUACCACGGUAUCUCGCCUUCGUAGUUUGUGCCUAAUGCACUAGAUUCUCGAGACUGUCAAACGUACAUACAUACACAGAUCAGGCAUGCCCGACAUGGAGGCUGACGACCGAGGGAAGAGCGAUGAUUAUUACCUGGAGCUAUCUCCUGAUCCGAUCAGGUUCGAAUCAGUCAGCUGCCUCACAAACGUGUUUUUCGAUGACUCGAAACAGCAAGUGUUUGCUGUUCGCUCAGGAGGAGUUACAGGAGUGCUUGUUAAGGGCCCGGACCAGAACCUGAACUUUCGCAUGGAGGACAGGGGUCCCGUGAUCUCCAUCAAGUUUUCCCCGGACAUGAACGUCCUCGCGAUCCAACGCACCAGCUCGUCCGUGGAAUUUGUUAAUUACUCGCCCGUGUCUGGAUUAGAUCACAUCGAGUACUCCCAGGCGUGCAAAGGAAAGAACACCACGAUAUUGGGCUUCGUCUGGACGCACGGCACUGAAAUACUCGUUAUCACGGAUCACGGAGUCGAAUUGUUUCAUGUCAAUCCGGAGAAACGAUGCGUCAGGGCACUGAAGUGCUUGAGUUUAGGCAUAAAUUGGUUUGUAUUUUGUCCCAAGAGUUUUCUAGUAUUACUGUCAUCUGGCACGAUUGGUAAUCAGAUACAAGCGCUGCACAUUACGCCCAGCAAUCUUCACAAGUUAACCAAGUUUGAAAUCGAACACAGUGUACCGAAGCCAGGAAAGUUAGCUGUUUCCGAGAGAGACGUGGCAUUGGCUGUGUUGUACGGAACGCCUUGUAUAAUUUUGUUGCGGCAUCAACCAGGAGUCAAUCGCUCAAUGGGAACUGCAUUUGUAUAUGUCUAUACUAUACACAAAAUGAUGACCAUUAAGAAAAGCCAUAUGUUGAAACUGGACGUUGGUGGCAGGUUUGCCAUAAAUGUCGUCGAUAAUCUGAUCAUUGUUCAUCAUCAAGCGUCAAAAACAUCAAUGAUAUUCGAUAUUAUGCUUUCUGGUGUGAGUGAUGGCACUGUGAUGCAUCAUACCAGUGUGGCCGUGGCCAAGCCAAUUAAGCCAUUCAAUCUGAAGGUACCAGGCGCAACAUUGUCUGAUCAGAUGUAUCAGCCGUGCCAAUUAUAUUCCCCAAAUUGGGUUGUUUUUCAACCAAAUAUUAUAAUUGACGUAAAGCUCGGCUGUUUAUGGUAUAUCGAACUCAGAUUGGAAACUUUGGUGAAGCUGAUCACCGACAAGAUAGUCCUCGUGGAAUUUCUAAUGCAGCGCUCUAACGCUAAACAGAUACUCAUACAAGUUCUGCAAAGCUUUAUGACGCAGUUACCCGUAAGCUUGAUGGAGAUGCCGAUCAUAUUCGACAAACUUAAUUCCGUGUACAGAAAUUAUUUAGAGAACGAAAUACAAAACCAGAUGGGAACACCACUGCAAAAUAAUGUGAAGAACGUGACGACGAUCGCUGACAAUUUCAAGUAUAAGCUGCUGCUCGAUCAGAGCGACAUGUACAGUCACAUACUAUCCAAGUUUCCCGAAAACACGAUAGAGCCAAAGAUGGUGAUAUGGGUCCUGCUCGAAUAUAUUAGAUCAUUAGCCGAGCAUGAGAUACCGGUGCAACAUUACUUGCACGAGUUGGUGAUCACGACGCUGGUACAUCGGAAGGCGUACUAUCAGCUGCAUCAGUUGCUGCAGUACCACGUGGUCGCUGACUCGAAGCCUCUGGCAUGUCUGCUGCUCUCCCUGGAAAAUUUAUACCCAGCGGCGCAUCAGUUGGCACUGGACAUGCUGAAGCGAUUGGGCAACGCGCACGAGGAGAUAAUCGAAGUGCUGCUAUCGAAGGGACAUAUCUUGCCCGCCUUACGGUACGUUCGAUCGGUGGGAAUGGCGGAUCAGGUGUCGGCGAGGAAAUUUUUAGAAGCGGCAAAAGCCACGGAUGACGCGACGCUCUUUCACUCGGUGUUCAAGUUCUUCGAGCAGCGUAACUUGAGACUGCACAACACCACGGCUUUCACGCGGGGGGAACAUUGCCAGCCGUACGUUCAGCACUUCAAGUACUUGUUCCAAGAGACGGACAAUGAGUGCAAUUCGGAUACGAACUCAAAUCUCACCACCACCUCUUAGUAGGAUUGUACAAUAAUAUCGGCGUGAAUGAUGGGUAAUGAUUCGCCUUUUAUUUUUAUUUAAUGAAACUGAUGGAGAGCUCACGCUUGAACGUUGUAGCCGCUUCGGAUUGUAGGAAUUUACGAAUUCCUAUGAUACUGUAUAGAUAAACAUUGUUAUGGAUUAUUUAUUAUGGAAAAGAAAGAGAAAAUGAAGGAAGUUUUUAAGCGACA
Messenger RNA from Ooceraea biroi (clonal raider ant), 2471 nucleotides. RefSeq names its product regulator of MON1-CCZ1 complex protein bulli (gene Bulli). Gene Ontology annotation, molecular function: protein binding. Gene Ontology annotation, cellular component: lysosomal membrane; late endosome membrane; Mon1-Ccz1 complex. The record is from RefSeq and is a predicted model, not a curated record. Gene Ontology annotation, biological process: regulation of autophagy. Lineage: Eukaryota; Metazoa; Arthropoda; Insecta; Hymenoptera; Formicidae.